AAUAUAAUAGUCGAAAUGGAAUCUAACAGUGAUAAAGAGGUGUUAAUAAAAAUCGACAAUGUUGAUAAAGAUGUAACCGAAUCCGAUGAUGAUCAAAUGCUAUCUAGUAGUUUAAAGAAAACAAACAAACAUCUAAAUAAAGAUGAAAUGCAGAUUCCGUUGGAAGCAGACAAUAAAGAUAUUAAUAAUCCGUCAUCAUCGAGCCAUAUUAAGGAGGAAGAACCAAUUAUUUUUAAAACUACAUCUUCACGAGAUAAUUCUUCCGAAUUACCAGUUACUUCUGGAGCUUUAAAACAACAAACAACACAGACUAUACCUGCAGCACCAUCUCAACAGCAGCCAACAUUUCGUUUAAGAUCUCGCACAGCUGUUAUAAAUGAAACUGCCACCGAACAGUAUGAUAACUAUGAGAGUUUGGAUUAUGAUGUCUGUGAAAAUGUUUUAUUUCAAAAAGAACAACAAUUCACUAACAAUACACGUUUCUCGAUACGUAAAGAUAUUUUACGUUGGAUAAUUUUCAUACAAAUUGGCAUUAUUACAGCUCUAAUAGCCUGUGUUAUUGAUAUCGUUAUUGAAGAGUUAUCAGCAAUAAAAUAUGAAUUUCUUAAACAUACUGUCGAUAUGAAUGUACCUCAUGAAACGAAUCCAACGGCUGACUUAGUGAUUCCAUACUUGUAUUGGAUGGGUCUUAGCAUUGCGCCCGUUGCUUUGGGAGCAGCCAUGGUAACAUACUUGGAACCGAUUACAGCUGGCAGUGGUAUACCACAAGUGAAAAGUUAUUUAAAUGGUGUCAAAAUACCGCGAAUAGUUCGAAUUAAAACAUUGGCCAUUAAAAGCAUAGGUGUAGUUACAUCUGUGGUGGGUGGUUUGGCGGGUGGCAAGGAAGGCCCCAUGAUACAUGCUGGCGCCGUUGUUGCAGCCGGUAUAUCACAAGGCAAGAGCACCACUUUUGUUAAAGAUUUUCGUGUUUUCAAAGCAUUUCGUGAUGAUCACGAAAAACGUGAUUUUGUAUUGGGUGGAGCAGCAGCUGGUGUAGCUGCUGCUUUCGGUUCACCCAUUGGUGGCAUGUUAUUUUCGCUUGAAGAAGCGGCCAGCUUCUGGAAUCAGAAUCUCAUUUGGCGAACUUUGAUUGCUUCAAUUAUUAGCUCGUUUACAUUGAAUAUUGUUUUAUCGGCAUAUCAUGGUUUAAGUGAUUUUACUUUUACCGGUCUAUUUAAUUUGGGUAAAUUCGAACAACCCCUAACAUUUGAAUACUUUGAAUUGCCCAUUUUUAUGGUAUUUGGUAUAACCGGAGGCUUAUUGGGCGCCGCUUGGAAUAGUUUAAACACAAAAAUCAAUAAAUUUCGUUCAAGAUUUGUGAAAUUUAAAUUUGCUCGUGUGCUGGAAGCUAUUCUAGUGUCAAUGAUGGGAGUAUCGUUGGCUUGUGCCAUGAUUUAUUUCAUAAACGAUUGUCGUCCGUUGGGUAAUGAUCCCACCGAUUAUCCAACACAGUUAUUUUGUGAAGACAAUGAAUAUAAUGCUGUAGCUGCUUUAUGGUUCCAGACGCCUGAAGCAACAGUUCGUUCAUUAUUCCAUGAUCCACCGGGCUCCCAUAAGAUUCUUACCUUAGCCUUGUUUACAUUGGUCUAUUAUGUCUUAUCUUGCACUACAUUUGGUUUAAAUGUAAGUUUAGGUGUUUUUAUACCCACUGUUUUAGUCGGUGCCGCUUGGGGACGUUCCGUAGCCAUGGUGAUAUUUUAUUUAUGCCCGCAAGCAAUGUUUCUAAAUCCCGGUAAAUAUGCUCUUAUCGGUGCAGCAGCAAAUUUAGGUGGUGUUCUACGCAUGACCAUUAGUUUAACUGUUAUACUAAUGGAGACCACUGGCAUUGAAACCUCAUUCUUUUUCCCACUCAUCAUUACGUUAAUUAGCGCCAAGUGGGUGGGUGAUUAUUUUAAUGAAGGCAUCUAUGACAUACAAAUUAAAGUAAAUCAUGUACCCAUGUUACCUUGGGAACCAUUACCGCACUAUAUGGGCCUUAAAGCCUCGAAUAUUAUGAGUUCUCCCGUGGUCUGUAUUAAGCUCAAAGAUAAAGCCAAUUAUAUUUAUGAAAUUUUAAAUCGUUAUAAACAUAAUGGUUUUCCCGUUGUAGAAGACGUUGAUGGGCAUGAUCGCUCUACGGGUCGUGUAUGUGGUAUUAUAUUGCGUUCGCAAUUAAUCGUGAUACUUCUAAAGUCAUUGUAUGAAGAGAAGAAACGUUUUUGGAUCAAUGAUACAACUAUACAAACAUUUAGAGAUGUUUAUCCACGUUAUCCCUCGAUAGAUAAAGUACGUAUGUCGGAUGAUAAAGUGAACUAUACAGUCAACUUGGAUAUUUUUAUGAAUCCCUCAACAAUAUGCUCCAGAGAACAUGAUUCCGUUCCAAAGAUUUUUAAUAAAUUCCGUGCUUUGGGUUUGCGUCAUUUAAUUGUGGUGGAUCGUGAAAAUCGUGUAUCUGGUAUUAUAACAAGAAAAGAUUUCUUGUAUAAGUAAUUUUAAAAAAUAAGACGUCACUCGCCAAAGCAUCAUUUAUUUUUUUUAUUCACAAUUUAUGUAAUGUA
This is a messenger RNA of Calliphora vicina (urban bluebottle blowfly), 2576 nucleotides long. RefSeq names its product chloride channel protein 7 (gene ClC-b). The coding region runs from base 16 to 2508 and encodes 830 amino acids. Gene Ontology annotation, molecular function: voltage-gated chloride channel activity. Lineage: Eukaryota; Metazoa; Arthropoda; Insecta; Diptera; Calliphoridae. The record is from RefSeq and is a predicted model, not a curated record. Gene Ontology annotation, cellular component: intracellular membrane-bounded organelle; lysosomal membrane. Gene Ontology annotation, biological process: transmembrane transport; chloride transport. The transcript is spliced from 11 exons.